This is a messenger RNA of Plectropomus leopardus (leopard coralgrouper), 1755 nucleotides long. Its product is annotated as interferon-inducible GTPase 5-like. Gene Ontology annotation, molecular function: GTP binding. Gene Ontology annotation, cellular component: membrane. The record is from RefSeq and is a predicted model, not a curated record. Lineage: Eukaryota; Metazoa; Chordata; Actinopteri; Perciformes; Serranidae.
GUCCCCUUUAUCACAGCUUGAGCUCAAGAAAUUGGAUGUGGGCUUUUCUUGCAGCUAAACAACACACAGUACCUCUCAGAGUGGUGUACUUAUAUCUCGUCUGUUUCGACAUUAAAACACCAGGUUUUCAGGGAUUACCAUGGAGGAUCCAACUGAUUGCAAAUCAACUGAAGACAUUAAAAACGCACUAAAAAGCAAUAAUCCAGCUUUAGCUGUUAAAAUGAUCCAGAGGUAUUUGGAGAAGGAGAAUGAUCAUCCACUAAAUAUUGCUGUCACAGGAGAGUAUGGCUCUGGUAAAUCAACCUUUGUUAAUGCAUUUAGAGGCAUAGAUCACAGGGAUGAGAGAGCCGCCCCUACUGGUUUUGUAGAAACCACCUCAGAGGUUACAGAAUACCUCCAUCCAAACUAUCCCCAUGUUACACUGUGGGAUCUCCCUGGUAUUGGCACCACCUUGUUUCCAGCUGACAAGUUCUUAGAGCUUGUUGAAUUUGAAAAGUUUGACUUCUUCAUCAUCAUCUCAGAAACUCGCCUUAAAGAAAAUGAUGUGAAGCUUGCUCUGGAGGUUCAGAGAAUGGGGAAAAAGUUCUACUUUCUGCGUUCAAAGACUGACAAUGACUUACUUGACGAGGAAAGACGUCACAAGUCAAAGUUCAACACAGAAACGACUCUUAAACAAAUCAAGGAAGACUGCAUUCAAGGUCUCCAGAAACAAGGUGUGGUCUCUCCUCAAGUCUUCCUGGUGUCCAACUUUCGUCUCCAGCUGUAUGACUUCCCUCUGUUAGUGGACACCUUUGAGAGAGAACUUCCUGCUCACAGGAGAAAUGCUCUGCUGCUGGCCAUGCCCAACAUCAACCUGGAGGUUAUCAACCAGAAGAAAAAAGCUUUCAGUGGCCAAAUAAAGUACUAUGCUCUGCUUGGUUUAGGUGUAGCAGCUGUACGAGUUCCUGGACUUUCUGUUGCUGUUCAUGUGGGCAUGUUGGUUUAUGUUGUUAAAAAAUACGUAAAUGUGUUUGGUCUUGAUACCCCAUCACUGCAGAGACUGGCUGAAUGUAUAAAUGUGCCAGUGGAUGAUCUGCUUGCUGUCAAAGUCUCACCUUUUGCUGCACCAAAACUGACUCCUGCCCUUGUCUUGAAGUUGCUCUCUCAGUUUGCAGGCACAGCUGUGUUACUAGCAGCAGUGGAAGGGUCCAGAUUCAUUCCAACAUUUGGAAUCCCAGCAGCAAUGAGCCUCUCUUUUAUGUUGACAUACAGAGCUCUCAAGAAAUCCCUUGACAUGCUUACUGACGAUGCAGAGAGGGUGUUUAAAAGGGCCCUGGGUUUGAACACCUAGCUGUGAUAUUCAGUGAAAAGCAGUGACAUUUAAUGGCAAAUUGAGAACUGCAGAAAGAGCUUUUGAAUUAUUUUGUGGGUAGAUUGUAUUAUACUUUUCUUAACUACAAUAAACAAAUCUUAAACUUGUUUCAUAGCUGCACAUUUUAGCAAACAUGCAUCAUAUAUUUUGCAAUUGAUUCCUCCAUCCAGUGGGCUCAAGAUAGUUUUAAUUUUCUCUUAUUAGUGCUCUUUAGGUGCUGCCUUUGACACAACUGUUGACAGCUUUCUUUGAGACAGACUGAGACACCGGGUAGGCGAGUCUGAUGCUGCUUUUAACUGGUUCUCAUCAUAUUUGUCAAAUAGGAAGUUCUUUGUCUCUGUCCAUCCAUCCAUCCAUUUUCUUCCUCUUAUCCAGGGUCGGGUCGCGGGGGCAGCAGCCUAAGC